ACUAAAUGGACAGCCAUUGCAAAAAGACCAAAAUUAAACCCUAAACCCUAAUACACAAACACCAGCCUCUCCCUAUAAAUAAAUCUACUAAAGCCCUACUCACUCAACAUUAUCUGCAAAAAUCUUCCUCUGCAACCAAAGGAUUAGAAGCAACAAUGGCGGCAAAAAAUCCAAAGGUUUUCUUUGACAUAUUGAUUGGCAAGGCCAAAGCUGGGAGAGUUGUGAUGGAACUGUUUAAAGAUAAGACACCUAAAACUGCUGAAAACUUUCGAGCUCUCUGCACCGGGGAAAAAGGGAUUGGGCAGUUAGGGAAGCCAUUACAUUACAAGGGCUCGGGGUUUCACCGCAUCAUUACAAACUUCAUGUGCCAGGGUGGAGAUUUCACCAGAGGAAAUGGGACUGGAGGAGAAUCAAUAUAUGGUACAAAAUUUGCUGAUGAGAACUUCAGUGUGAUGCAUACGACGCCCGGUCUUCUCUCAAUGGCAAAUUCUGGACGAGACACCAAUGGAUCUCAGUUCUUUAUCACCACAGUACCAACACCUUGGCUUGAUGGCAAACACGUCGUGUUUGGUAAAGUUGUAGAUGGCUAUAGUGUAGUCAAAGAAAUGGAAAAGGUGGGUUCAGAUAGUGGGAAAACAUCAUGUCCCGUCUUAAUCGAAGAUUGUGGGGAGUUAAAGGAGAACUAAGUGAAGAGAAAUGUUGUGUUUAGCAACAUGUCGGUACCAUAGCUUUUCUCAUGUAGGCUGUGCAAAAAUCUUAAAAAGCUUGCUUUUUUUUGUUUAGGACAAGCUGCUAGUAUUUGUAAAGGAUGGCUAAGUUAUGUAGUUCGAUUAAAUAAAUGGCACAAUGACAUUGUAAUA
Molecule: messenger RNA, 860 nt
Organism: Lycium ferocissimum
Lineage: Eukaryota; Viridiplantae; Streptophyta; Magnoliopsida; Solanales; Solanaceae
Product: peptidyl-prolyl cis-trans isomerase CYP19-3-like
Exons: 2
Coding region: 156-686 (176 amino acids)
Biological process (GO): protein folding; protein peptidyl-prolyl isomerization
Molecular function (GO): peptidyl-prolyl cis-trans isomerase activity
Source: RefSeq, a predicted model, not a curated record